Photinus pyralis (common eastern firefly) is the source of this 2295-nucleotide messenger RNA. RefSeq names its product zinc finger protein on ecdysone puffs-like. Bases 172 to 2019 code for a protein of 615 amino acids. Gene Ontology annotation, molecular function: nucleic acid binding; zinc ion binding. NCBI's taxonomy places the organism in Eukaryota, Metazoa, Arthropoda, Insecta, Coleoptera, Lampyridae. The record is from RefSeq and is a predicted model, not a curated record. The transcript has 8 exons. Gene Ontology annotation, cellular component: nucleus.
UUCCACUUCUGCUGCGCAAUCGGAAGCGCGGAUUUGGACUUUAGUGUAGACGCCAAGGGAAGUGACGCCUCCGCCAUUUGCCAAACCAUUAGCCAGUUUAUAGUCGUCAGCAAAUUUGUGAUUGCCCUCUAACUUUCUGAGUUAUUUUGCAAUAUUUUUAGUCCGAUUAAAAUGGCGAAUAGAAGAUUUGGUGGUGGUCCACCUCAAAAACUAGGUGGUUUUGCUCAACAAAACUUUCAAGGCAACAAAAUGAGCCCCUGGCAGGGGGGCGCGGCACCCAACAAUUCCGGAAAUAGCGGUCUGCUAUCUCAACUGUCAACUCCUCAGCAAUUAGCUCUAGCUCUCACUAAUCUGUUACAAAACCAGCCACCACAGAAUAAUAAUCCUCCGUCGUUACUUUCGUUGCCUACAACUCCAGGCUAUAAUAAUCAAGAUAAUUUCGGUUCUGAUAAUCGCUUUAAUCGCGGUCGUGAUUUCAGGCGACCCGAUCCUUACAAUAAGAACCGCACCGGUGGUUGGCGUGACAAUUCCACUAGACCGACGGGAACUUUCGGUGGUAGGCCUGCUUCAGGCCGAAGUAAUUCUCGAUCUAAUUUCGGAAGCAGAGAUCGCAAGUCACCUCUAAGAGGAGGUAAAGGUAAAAAUGAUGGUAAAAUUCAAGGAGGCAAGGGUAAAGCCCCAAAGGCUAAUGAUUCUUCUAAAACGCAACAAAAGGAUGGCGAUAUUUCUAAUGACACUACCAGGAGUGAAGAAAUUGUGGAUGGGGAAAACAAAGAGGAUGGCGCAAAUGAGAGCGCUACUGACUGUAUCGACUUAUCCGACGAUAAGGAGACUGGUGGUGAGAAAAAGGAGAAGAAACCGCGUGAGGGCCGCUAUCAUGGUGUGCCGCCCAAUCUCUUACAUUGCUUUGUGUGCAAUAAAAGUAUGUGGGAUGGCGAGUCGUUUCAGAACCAUAUAAGAGGCAAGGCACAUAAGCAGAUGAUGGACAGCCUUGGUCAAAGUUUUCAAAUUACGGUUAACAUUUUGCGUGAAAAUAUGCGUCUCGUAGAAGAGAAGAAAAUGAUCGAGUUGGAACGGAUGAAUCGUAACAGUCGCAAUUUCCAUCGCCAUCCACAAGAUCAAACAAGCCAUUGUAACAUGUGUGAUUUGAAAUUCCUCGGUAAGAUUAUCGCCCAUCGUAAAACUGACGGACAUCAACGUCUGAAACGGUUCUUACAUCCAAAAUGCCACUAUUGCUCUCAAGAAUUUCCGUCACGUAUGGAGUGGGUGGAUCAUCGCUUCACUCCGGAUCAUUUAAGAAAAAUUAAAGAAUAUUUGGACUCACGCACAGGUGAAGAAGAAGGCGCUCCAAUCGAAGAGCAAGAGACUGAAAUUGACAACGAUCCUCUACUGGAUGAAAGCUUACAGACCGAAGAUGAGAAUCCCAUCCUCGAAUUGACCGACGAUUUGAAAGACUUGCAUAACCGUAUACCUGCAUAUAAACCAUCUAGGCCGAUUUCUACAAACAGCGUUCAACCGUCGUCAGGAUUUUAUUGUGACAUUUGCAUUAGAUUUAUGACCACCGAAACUGCGGCUAAGGAACAUCUAAAAACGGAGAGACAUUAUCAAUCAUUUGUGGAGACUGCUAAACGUCAAUUCAAACGCAUGGCAGAUGAGGAGAAGGAGAAGGAAAAAGAGGAGGCACGUCGCCGCAAAGCCGAAGAGGAGGCAGAAGGAAAUGAAGAGGCCAAAAAACCUAAGACUGACGAUGCAAAUGGCGAUGAGAUGUAUGAUCCCGAAGAAGCCUGUCAAGAUAAUGAUACAUCAGAGAAUACACCUAUGGAAGAAGAAGAUACACCAAAAGAGGAGGAUGACAAGAACACGUCGAAUGUUAAAGAGGAGGUUGUAAUAGAGGAAGAGGAGGAGGAUAAAAAAGCUUCUGGUGGCCCACCUAUGGGAGGUGGUCGUGGGCGACGUGGGGGUGGAGCAGUUAGAAAUGGUGCGGGACCUAGAAGUAAAACCCGACGUGGGGGAAAGUGAAGAAACCUCUAUUCUAUUCGACUCUCAUUGUGUAGCGCUAUGCAAGUUUCAUUUUGAAACUGCUUAUUGUGUAGUUUUUUAAUUUUACGUUGUAAUCCAACAUUUGACGUAUUGCUAUUUGAGUUAUUUGUAAUUGUAUGAAUGUUUUAUGUACUUUUCACAUUUUUAGUGAAUGAACAAAGAUAUUUUGUUUGAGUAAUGAAUGUGUCAUGACAGUGAAUUAUAAAAUAUGAUUAUGUAGGCUAAACAUUUAAUGAAAUACAUCUUCAAGUUGAA